GUGGCCAUUAUGUAGAGCUGAGCCCACCCUUGUGAACUGCGUCUCCUUUGUCAUUUACCACUUUUCCGCAAUUCUCCUCGGUCUAUGGCUGCCAGUGCCUCCACCUCUUCAUCUUCUUCCUCCCAUCCAAGCUGGACCUAUGACGUCUUCUUGAGUUUCAGAGGUGAAGACACGCGCAAGAACUUCACCGACCAUCUCUAUUUUGCUCUAAGAGAUGCCGGAAUCAACACCUUCAGAGAUGACAACGAGCUUCGAAGAGGAGAAGAUAUUACAUCCGAACUGUUGUUGGCAAUACAAAGGUCCAAAAUCUCUAUCAUCGUCUUCUCCAGAAACUAUGCGGCCUCUAGGUGGUGCUUGGAGGAACUUGUGAAGAUCAUGGAGUGCCGAAGAACAGUGAGACAGCUGGUUCUACCUAUCUUUUAUGAUGUUGAACCGUCGGAUGUGCGCUACCAAAAGGGUAGUUUUGCUCAAGCAUUUUUGAAACAUGAAGAGCGUUACUUGUUGGACAUAGACAAGGUACUCAGGUGGAGGAGAGCUCUGAUUGAGGCUGCUAAUUUGUCUGGGUGGGAUCUAAGAAACACUGCGGACGGGCAUGAAGCCAAAUUUAUUAGGAAAAUUGUUGAAGCGGUUUUAAGGGAAGUCAACAGCACGUACUUAUAUGUCACACUCUAUCCAGUUGGAAUAGAUUCUCGCGUGCAAGCCAUCACUUCAUUGUUAAGGGUUGGAGUCGAUGAUGUCCGCAUGGUAGGAAUUUGGGGAAUGGGUGGAAUGGGGAAAACAACCAUUUCUAAAGCCAUAUAUAACCAAUUUUUUCAUAGUUUUGAAGGUAAAAGUUUUCUUGCAAAUAUUAGGGAAACUUCUAAGCAACUUGAUGGUCAGGUUCGAUUGCAGGAGCAACUUCUUUCUGAUAUCUUAAAGACAGGCAAGAUAAAGGUGAAUAAUGUUGAUAGAGGAAUUACUAUGAUAAAAGAAAGACUUCGUGAUAGAAGGGUACUUGUUAUACUUGAUGAUGUAGACCAAUUGGAGCAACUCAAUGCCAUAGCUAGAAGUCGUGAUUGGUUUGGCCCAGGAAGUAGGAUUAUUAUAACAACUAGAGAUGAGCAAUUGAUUAAGGCCCUUGAAGUGGACGAAGUGUAUAUAGUCCAAGAACUGAGUGAAAAUGAAUCUUUGGAACUCUUUAGUUGGCAUGCCUUUAGGAAUAGUUAUCCCACCGAAGAUUAUAUGGACUUGUCAAGAAGUGUCGUUGCUUAUUCUGGAGGAUUACCACUAGCUCUUGAAGUUUUGGGUUCUUUUCUAUUUUCUAGGAGCAUGCAAGAAUGGAAAAGUGCAGUGGAGAAAUUGAAAAGGAUCCCUAAUGAUCAAGUUCAAGCAAAACUUAGAAUAAGCUUUGAUGGAUUAAGUGAUAGUACUCAAAAGGAUAUAUUCCUUGAUAUAUCAUGUUUUUUUAUCGGAAUGGAUAAAAAUUAUGUUAUACAAAUAUUGGAUGCCUGUAACUUUUUUGCAGAGAUUGGAAUUAGCGUCCUUAUUCAGCGGUGUCUUCUUUCAAUUGGUGAGAGAAACAAACUCAUAAUGCAUGAUUUGCUUCGAGACAUGGGAAGAGAAAUUGUUCGUGAAGAAUGCCCCAAAAUACCAGAAAAGCGUAGUAGAUUAUGGUUGCAUGAGGAUGCAAUUGACAUAUUUGCAAAGCAAGAGGGAACAAAAGCAGUUGAAGGACUUGCUUUAAAAUUGCAAAGAUUAAGUACAGUGACUUUCAGUACAAGAACAUUUAUAAAGAUGCAGAGAUUGAGAUUACUCCACCUUGAUCAUGUACAUCUUAUUGGAGAUUAUGAGCAUAUUUCCAAAGAUUUAAGGUGGCUCCGUUGGCAUGGAUUCCCUCUAAAGCUUUUUCCAAACAACUUUUACUCAAGAAACUUAGUUGCGAUUGACUUGCGUUAUAGCAACCUCACACAAAUUUGGAAAAACUCCAAGGAACAGUUCGAGAAGUUGAAAUUCCUAAAUCUCAGUCAUUCUCAUUACCUAUCUCAAACCCCUAACUUUGCAAGACUCCCUAAUCUUGAGAAACUAAUACUCAAAGAUUGUACGAGUUUGUUUGAGGUUCACCAAUCUAUUGGAGAUCUUAAUAAUCUUGUUUUGGUAAAUUUGAAAGAUUGUAAAAGUCUUGAAAGUCUACCAAAGAGUUUCUAUAGGUUGAAGUCUCUUCAAACUCUCAUUAUUUCUGGUUGUUCUAAAAUUGACAAUUUGGCUGAGGAGUUGGGGCAGAUGGAAUCCUUGACAACUUUUCUUGCAAAUGACACCGCUAUAAGACAAGUGCCAUGUACCAUAGUACAACUGAAGAACCUCAAAUACCUGUCGUUGUGUGGGUGUAAAGGAUCACCAUCUAAGACCCUCCCUUCGCUUCUUUGGUCUUUCAUAUACCCAAGGAAAAGUCCAAAGUCAGUCAAUUUAUUGCCUGCUUCACUACAAGGUUUGGUCUCACUUACAGAUUUAUGUCUAAGCGAUUGCAACUUAUCAGAUGAUGCAAUUCCUAAAGAUCUUGGGAGUUUAUAUUCUCUUCAAUAUUUAGAUCUACAAAACAAUCAGUUUCAUAGCUUACCUUCGAGCCUUGGUGGUCUUUCAAAACUUCAUACUCUCGAUUUGGAUUAUUGCACAAAGCUUCAAUCAAUUCCAGAUUUACCACCAAAUUUGAAUAGUCUUCGCGCAACAGACUGCACAGCGUUGGAAAGAAUGCCAAAUCUAUCAAAUAUCUCAAAUUUGGAAUAUUUGUACCUCGCUAAUUGCAAUAAAUUAGUCGAGAUUCCAGGCGUGGAUAAGUUGUUGAAGUCCAUUAGAGAGAUUCAAAUGGAAGGGUGCAGCAAUCUAACAAAUGCUUUUAAACAAAGAAUCCUGAAGGAAUGGAGUCUCAGAGGAUUUGGUAUUGCUUUGGGCAUUUUUCUCCCUGGCAGUGAUAUUCCUGAUUGGUUUACGUAUAAGGACGAGGGACCUUCCUUACGUUUUAAAGUGCCUCACAUUAUUGACGGUAAUAUCCAAUGGUUCACUGUAUGCAUUGUUUACUCAGCAUGUCCUGACAGGAUACUAGGUCUUGGUCUUCCUACCAACAGCAUUUCAAUAAUCAAUUAUACCAAGGGUAGGACUGAGACUAUGAGUCCAAUAACAACUAAUGCAGUAAAUACCGAUGACGAUGGAGAUCACAUGUGGCAAGCCAAUUUUUCUAAACAUUGGUUCCAAUCGGAGGCCGGUGAUGAAGUAGAGGUUAUCGUAGAUUUUGGGUUGGGAUUUGAUGUUAAGAAGAUAGGUGUUCGCCCGGUAUACGACAUGGUUAUUGAUGGAAAAAUGAUUCACUAUUCCUCUACAUCGAAUAAGGGUGUCAUUGUUGUUAGUGACGAUGAAGAUGCAUCUACAGAUCAGGUUGCAAUUGAGUCUAAAAGAAGCCUCGGUGUUUUUAAAGCAGAAUCGAGCCAUGGUUGCUUGGAUGAUGAACGAGAGCCUAAAAGAUUGAGAUGUGAUCAUAAUUCUGAAAUGAGUAUAGAAUCUAUAGAUGACGUUUGAAGAAGGAAAGCGCAUAUCACAAUAAGCAAGUGCAUUUCAUGAUUUUUUUUGGCUAAUUAUUUGAAUUAUGAAUCUGGGUUUCUCUAGAUUUGAUUUGUGUUCAAAGAUCUCAAUAUGGAUUCUCAUUUAUUUUUUUCAUCUUUUGGACAUUGAUUCUGAAGUUGUUAUAACGAUUUCUUGUGGCUUCAGUGAAGGUGGUGUACUUUCGAUUUUUCAAGUGGUUUGAUCACUUUUUGAAUUUCACUUUUGUUUCCUUUUUUCCUACAAGCGGGACAGAGUGCAAUCCCUAAGCAGUUGGAGGUUCCCAUGCAUCCCAUGGCGUCCAUAUUAUCUGAAAACUUUUACUGGUUUUAAAACAAUUCCAGUGUCCUAUUAUGCUUUUGGUGGUUAUUGCUUGCAGGCAGCCGACCGAUACUUCAUUUAGGCUAAUAGCUAGAGGAGAAGCAACUGAAAGCCAAGUCAUGAAAGGAAAUCAAAGAUUGUGCUACAACGUACACCUAGUAAUUCCCUUGGGUCUUUGAUUUCCCUUGAGACGGGAAUUUUGAUUUCUUUUUAAUAUUUGGUUGUGUUCAAAAUAUUGUAAUGGAAUGUUGAUUGUUGCAGAAUGCUUUUUGGUUUAUGGCCAAGUUUCUUUCAUUCUCUCUA
Molecule: messenger RNA, 4191 nt
Organism: Alnus glutinosa
Lineage: Eukaryota; Viridiplantae; Streptophyta; Magnoliopsida; Fagales; Betulaceae
Product: disease resistance protein RUN1-like
Exons: 5
Coding region: 85-3546 (1153 amino acids)
Biological process (GO): defense response; signal transduction
Molecular function (GO): ATP hydrolysis activity; protein binding; ADP binding
Source: RefSeq, a predicted model, not a curated record